This is a messenger RNA of Alternaria infectoria, 1182 nucleotides long. RefSeq lists its product as uncharacterized. NCBI's taxonomy places the organism in Eukaryota, Fungi, Ascomycota, Dothideomycetes, Pleosporales, Pleosporaceae. The transcript is spliced from 3 exons. The record is from RefSeq and is a predicted model, not a curated record. The coding region runs from base 1 to 1182 and encodes 393 amino acids.
AUGCAACAUAAGACGUCUGAAAACGAGGCAAGAGAAGAUGCGCUUCUCGCCAGGGUAGAAACAUUGCUUCAGAAGCGCACCCAGGAACCUCGGAUUGAGUAUGAAGACCCGCCGUUCUCGAGACUGGCGAGGGUAUUGCAAGAGCGCGAAGUUCAAAGCGAACGGGAACGAGCCAAUGCGGUAACUGAGGCGCGCAUGAAGCAGAUGCAGGAUGCUCAUGAAAAAGAUGAGGAGAGAAUGAAGCAACUCGAAAGUCUCAUAGCAGCUCAAUCGGCAGAGCAGAGGCGCAUGGAAUCUAUGUGGGAGAUGGAAAGAAGGGCUAUCGAAGCAGAAGCUGCAAAGCAAGCUCAAAGCGUGAGGGAUCUGGCAGCGAAAGAGAUCGCGGCCGCGCAAAUGGCCAAAGAAACAGCUCAAACAGCCCUCGAUGCUGAGAAGCUAGAAACCGAGAAACAAGCGAGGAAAAGAGCUGAUGCCAUGUUCAAGGCCGAAAAAGAACGAACGGAUGAUUUUCACAAAUUGCAACUGCAGCGUUACGAAGAGCUACUUCAAGGGCUACGAGAGCAGCUGCUGAACUCAAAGCAUGAAAGCGAUCGGGCUAUAAGACGCACAUCGGACGGUACUUCGAAAUCUCAGCAGGUGAUCAUAUUCCCUGCAAAAGCCGACCGACGCUCCCAGAGGAUGCACAAGCUACAGAAAUCGUUGACUAGAUUUGGAAUUGAAUCUGAUUUUGAAGAUCCAGAAGACCUGCAUCAAUUGCACACCAACCAGCUUGUACAGUAUGACUACGACAACACGAAUGAUCAGUCUGUUAGAAGUACCAUCUUCUGGGAGGCGUCUGCGCUCAAUCUAGGAAGUGAGCUUCUGCUCACUAUGAGGCAAGCUGGAUGGAGACCAUCCUACACUCGCAUAUCAGAGAAGGGCCAAACUCACUUUUUAGGAAGUCAACCGGUGCAUACCUACUUCUUCGAUCCCGACUACGAACCGCAGUUUUCUCCCUCUGAGACCGUACCAGGCAAGGAAUCGAUCACUAUCCAGAAAGCCCUCGUGGAAGAAUAUGCGCUGAUCGAACUGGGCUUCAAAUUUCAUACCAACGACACGGGAGUCUAUAUUCUCGAUGGCAGAUUGACAUAUGUAAAGAAUUUCGCUCAUUGUCAGUACAACGCUCACGCUAACGGUCCGUAG